Molecule: messenger RNA, 2080 nt
Organism: Durusdinium trenchii
Lineage: Eukaryota; Dinophyceae; Suessiales; Symbiodiniaceae
Source: the annotation of a GenBank genome assembly
CUCUACGGCCCCGUCCCGGACCGCGGGUACGCGACGUGGUACGCGGUCGCCAUGGAAUGACCUCUGAAUCCUUCCGGAAGGAGGUUGCUGAGCGCUUAGAUGCUGUGGUGAAGUCGCUGGAGCCGCGCGCUUCUGUGGCCUUCCCAAGCUGUUUGUCGGCGGAGGAACGGAAGUAUGUGCACCACCUGGCGGAGCAGUUUGGCCUCAAACAUGAGUCCAAGGGCCGUGGCGAUGCGCGGUUCAUCUCGGUGAGCAAAGACCCUGGAAAGGUGCGGGAGUCACUGGCGCUAGGAGGUCCCUCGGCUGUCCUGGCCGCGGGCGGCGUUGGAGACUCUCGAACAUCCCCUGGUCGAGCACGCGGCCGAAGGCGAUAACACAGAGGUGGCGGCCGCCUCGGCGCCCUUGGUGGCCGUCUCGCCACGCUCCAUUGACCGGCUGCUCGAGAGCAGUGGCGCUUCGGGGCCUGGUGAGCCUCGUGGACCCGAGCCUGGUGGCCCUCCCCUAGGUCCUCCACCCACAGAGUUACUCCAAAUCCGGCAGGCCUUACCGGCAUGGCAGUGCCGGGAGAAGAUCUUGCAGGCGGUCCAGCAGUCGCAGGUGACAUUGGUCAUUGGCGAGACGGGCUGCGGCAAGUCCACGCAGGUGCCACAAUUCCUUCUGGAGGCGUUGCCAGGUGCAAACAUUGUGGUGACGCAGCCGCGAAGAAUUUCGGAUUUGUGGAGCUUCUUGAGGAGAGGCGUUUAGAUGAGGACAUCUUGCAGUCUUGCGACCCAAACAAGUUCAUCUUACUUGAAUGGCCUUCCCAAUCACCGUUUGCAAUGAAGCGCACUGGCAAAUGAAGCGCAGGUGGAUCGUCUUGUUGCCUGAGCAGUGGCUGGGCCGAGCCCAUGAGAGUACGCGAAGAAGUCUUUAACCAGCUUGAACAGGUUUGGAAGGAUUUCAUUGGCGUGCUUCUUAGCCGCCGCAGCACACAGUUGCAGGUCAAAAGUUACACGCCUCAGCUUCUCAUCGCGGUUGGUUGACUCAGGUACCCGCGGUGUCAGAAGUAACCGGGCAGGACAUUUUUAUCACCAAGAAUUUUUUGAAUCAUUUGUUUUCGAGAGCAUGUUAAGUUUUCAAUGGAUACUCGUCAAACCCUUUGGGUUCGCAAAGAUGGCUGGUUUGGGGAAAUGGCCCAUGGCUCUAAGUGUAUGAGACCUUUGACGUUGUGGAAUCAAGAAGUGAGGGCUGAACCCAUCAUACUCCCCAAAGAGCCAGCGAAGAGGGUGAGAUACAGCAUCUAGGGAUAGGAUGAUAGGGCACCUCUGGACUCCAGGCAAGCGCAUGGUGGUGAACAGCGACGAUUUCUUCAGACUCGGAGGAUUUUCACAUUCGAUCGAAAGCUGAGGCCUUGUCCUUGGCUCAUCGGGUUGCACAGGAGCGAGGGGAGACAGUGGGAGAUGUGGUAGGCUAUUCCGUUCACUUGGAGCAUCAACGCUCGGCCCGGACGCGGCUGCACUUCUGCACGGCGGGCGUCUUCCGGCGCCGAGUGCUGGAAGACCCGGAGCUGACGAAGGUGACUCACUUGGUCAUGGACGAGCUCCAUGAGAGAGACAAGGUGCUCCCCCAGCCUGUGGCCUUGGCCGUGUGUUGCGUGAUGCGAUGGGGAGAGUCUGUAGGGUCGUGACGGUGCUUCGCAUCUUGCGUAAAUAAUUAUGUCACUGUACGUCAUCGUUGUCGCAUUUGGCGCGGCCAUAAUUGUCAUAUCAUAUUUUCUGGCUUUGCAAGGUUCCGUAGGCGCGUCUUCUCCAAGAAUCCAUUUCUUCCUCGGAGUCACUUCAGUUCCCCCGGAAGCUGCCCAUGUGGCUGGAAUCGUUGUAAGGGCCUUCUCCUGCGGCGUUUAAAGCUGGAAUGGAAUCCUCCACAUCCUGGACGGUGGACUAAGUCAGCAUUCCAAAGCUCUGACUCUAGUUUCAGCCACAGAAAACAUGAUUGAAGACGUUGCUUUCCUCCUUUCUUGGGGGCAGAGAGCUCCUUAGUUGCUUCGCAUUGGGGCAGUUGAUGCUUCUUCUGGCUCAAAGCUUGGCAUGAUGUUAUCAGG